CUGUUUUGUUUUGAAUCUUGAAGUUCGUUUGUGUUUAAAAUAUUAAAAAUAUUGAACUUUAAUACUGUUGGAUACGAAUUUACAUGUGAAGUGUAUUACUUAUCAAGUAUUCCAUGUUUAAACUAUGAUUUAUAGCUAUUAACAUUUUAAGAAUAUUUUUUGAGUAUACAAGAGAAUUAUGAAAAUGGAAACUGAUGAAAUGUCCUUAGAAGAUAAAUGUGAGCAUCUUAUGAACAUAGUUGUGGAGUCCCGUAAGAGGUUCGGUAAAAUGUGUAUUGAUUACGAACAAAAAAUGUCUCUUGUAGAAAAUAAAAUGCUUAAUUUGCAAAUAGAAACAAUAUCAAACUACCGUUUUAAGUCCAAAAGUGCUAUACCUAAUAUAAAUAUUGAAGAUAUGAUGAAGGAAGUUGAUGAGUUUAAGGAUGAAAUAACAAAUAGUCAGAAAAGGGUUGAUAGUUUGAAACAGAAUGUAAAGAACACUCAGAAUGUUGUGCUGCAGCUGAAAGCGGACAGUGUGGGAAGGAAGCUGAGAAAACCUUUAACAGUACAGGCGAUGUUAACAGAUGCUAAGAGUAAAUUAAAAACCUAAAAUGUCGUUUUAUUUAUUUCAAUUGUGA
Messenger RNA from Vanessa atalanta (red admiral), 617 nucleotides. RefSeq lists its product as uncharacterized. The record is from RefSeq and is a predicted model, not a curated record. Lineage: Eukaryota; Metazoa; Arthropoda; Insecta; Lepidoptera; Nymphalidae. Bases 179 to 589 code for a protein of 136 amino acids. The transcript has 2 exons.